UCCUUUUCGGUUGGUAUCCCUCGAGUCCGCCGUCCGAGGGAGAGCUUUUCUCUGUGCUUUUCUCAGCUCGCGGCUCGGACCGACGACACACGUGCGUGCGUGCGUGCGUGCUCGCGGCGUUGCACGUCAACGUUCCGUUCGUUGUAUGUCAACGCGUGUGGCUCGCGACCAAGUGCCGGGGCUGCUGAAUUAAUCCGUCUCGACCGAAGAUGGAGAACACGACGUGUCCGACUAACGUGCUGGAGAGCGCGAGCGUGCCCGGCCUGAUGAUGCUGCUCGCCACGUUGGUCGCCGGCGGAAUCGUCCUCGUGAUCUGCUACGCCGUAAGCCGGCGAUCGCGUUCCCGCCAGGACUCGCAGAAAACGUAUUACAGUGAUGAAUCCGUUCCAGCAUCGCACAUGUACAUGUCACCAUCAUCACCAGUAUCAAUGCAGCCCCGCGAGUUCGUAGGUAAUAAACGCACAAAAAACAAGAAACUCGACAAGAAACGUCAAGUCCACCAAGAACGGGUUCACCCUUGGAUGAUAGGUACGCUGAAGGGACAUACUGGCUUGGUAAACGACAUGAACUUUUCCAGCAAUGGCAGAUAUCUCGCGAGCUGUGCCGAUGAUGAGAGCUUACGAGAGACAAGAAAGCAUGUCCAGUCCUCCGGGCAUAUGUAUAAGAAAAAAGAGUCCAAGAAGAAGACAUCUUCAUCACAGCAGACAGACUGCAGAGAAUCGCAAAGUUUCGCACGUCGCGAAGAUAAAGAAACAGGAAAAGCGUCCAGGAGCAGGACUCGGGGCUCUUCACUGUUUUCUUUCCAACACGUCAGUAAGGUGUCGGAGGAGCCUUCAUCGCUCGAGGUAUUUACCAGUGACACAUCCAGCAAUGAUGACAUCCCGGACGAGAGCCAGUGGCAGAUGAUGUUCCUGAACGAUAUGCCUACCUGCUUGGCUUCCACGAUCAACAAAUAUACACUGUCACCGAAGGAAUUGUUCGAACAUGGUUAUCCCAUCGAGUCAACUCUCUUUCCGGGUUAUGCGAUGAUAAACAAUGUAUCAUACCCAUCAGGCCCCAAGAUUGAAAGUGACAGUGGCCAAUACACCAAUUCUAGCUCGUCCGACAAUUCCGAACAGGAGAGUUCGUCCGACAACGAGAAGAACUUCAACAAAGAAAACAGUCAUGAUAAACAAAAGAAUCGAGACGAGAAAAACUACUCCGAAAACAAAAAAGGAUGCGACAGCGAGAGCAGUUCAGAUAGUGAGAAAAGCUCGGAUGACAAGAAGAGUUCUGAAAGCGAAAAGAGCUGCGAUAGUGGAAGCCAUUCCGACAGAGAGACUAGUCCGGGGAAUCAGAGCUCCGAACGCAGGAAGAGCUGCGAUAGGGAUAGCAGUUUGGACAAGAAGAACACCGAGGAUGAAAAUUGUUCCACCAACAAGAGAUCGGAAGAAAUUUGCUGUGACAACGACAACAAUUUCGCCAGUAAGAACAGUCGAGAUGAGAAGAAAGGAUCAUGCGCAAACAGCAACACAGGAUUAUUGGAGAGGACAUGCGUCAGAUGCUACAAGGUUUUCUAUGCCGAUCAGAAUGGCGAGUAUCUGAACGCGGAGCGUUGCAUUUACCACUGUGGUAAGCUGUACAAUCACAUGACCAACGACAGCUGGUAUUGGACGUGUUGCAACCAGGCCAGAUUCUCGCGUGGUUGUGCUGAAUGGAAGACGCAUGUAUGGACUGGCCUCGUUCCUGGGAUCAAUGGGCCCUUCGCGGGAUAUGUGCACACCAUGCCGUCUCCAAUGUUUCUGCACGAUAACGGUAUCUAUGCGAUGGAUUGUGAGAUGUGCUUUACGUUGCAGGGUCUGGAACUUGCCAGAGUGAGCCUCGUCGACUUGUACGGCCAGGUCGUGUAUGACACGCUUGUUAAGCCAAGUGCUGAGAUCAUCGACUUUAACACCAAGUUCAGCGGUAUCACGGAAGAAGACAUGUCUAACAUCACCAAGACUCUUCCGGAGGUGCAGAACGACCUGCUCAAUUUCAUCCAUGCCGAGACGAUUCUAAUGGGUCACGGUCUCGGGAACGAUCUCAAAGCGCUGCGCCUGAUCCACAAGAACGUCGUUGACACCAGUGUGAUGUUUCCACACUACCUCGGCUUGCCAUAUCGUAAUGGCCUCAAGACUCUGGCGCGUAAAGUGCUUAACCGGAAGAUCCAGGAAGAGACACAUAACUCCAUCGAGGACGCUCGGGUCGUUAUGGAUUUAGUGUUGCGAAAGGCUCAAUAUGAGUGGCAGCAGUCUCUUGUUUGGUAGAUAAAAUCUUAGAUUAAAUCGCCAUCUCGAGAAAAGACUCAUCUACGUGAACAAGAACUAUUCGAUAGUCUUGACACUAGUUCGCGGUGAGAUCAUGUCGCGACAGGAAAUGCGUGUUAUUGGACUAAUUUGUAAAUACAAACCAGGAAGGAUCGCGUUCUUUCUCUUAGUGUUCGUUUCCAGGGGUGGAAUCUGUGAUAUUAAACAUAUAGUGCAAUGCGUUCCUCAUGUGCGUUUUUGUGUCCCCACGUUCGCCUCUGAUGAUAAGGGACGCGAUUGUACUCGCAUAUUAUAUGCAUACAAUACAUAACACAAACGUAACAUACAACGCGAACGUAAUUGACAAUCACGGAGAAAUUUAUAAAUUUAACGGACUA
Molecule: messenger RNA, 2662 nt
Organism: Cyphomyrmex costatus
Lineage: Eukaryota; Metazoa; Arthropoda; Insecta; Hymenoptera; Formicidae
Gene: prage
Product: RNA exonuclease prage
Exons: 3
Coding region: 210-2285 (691 amino acids)
Cellular component (GO): nucleus
Molecular function (GO): nucleic acid binding; exonuclease activity; protein binding
Source: RefSeq, a predicted model, not a curated record